UGUACUUUUACUCAUCAUGCCCUCAGUUUUCUAAAAUCCCGGAUCAUGACCUGCACAUUAGCCCGAGUUGGAACCAGUGAGCCAUUAGUACACUUCUUUGUGACCUUGUAGAUGCUUGUUGUCUCUUUCUCCUGAUAAUAGUGAUGAUGGACGAUAAAUUAGGACGAUCAAAGGGGCUGCUUGGCACCGUGUCAUUACUCCGACUCCUGCUCUCCAGGGCCCCCGGCGCUCUGCAUACCUCUCUGGGCAUGGUCGGGGAGGCGCUCCGGUGGCCCUGACUGGAUAUGCAUUGCAACAGGCAUGGAGGCACCUCUGGGCUCCAUCGAAAACCCGAUCAAGUUUCAGAAUCAGGACUUCAAGACUCUCCUGGAAGAGUGUCUGAAGUCCGGUAAGCUGUUUUUUGAUCCGACCUUUCCAGCUGAGCAGAAGUCUAUCAGUAUGCCGGAGGAUCCGGAUCCCAAAAAGGCGAUCAAGUGGCAGCGACCCAAGGAAAUCAGUAAGAACGCUGUGUUUGUGGAGGACACGACAGGCACCACUGACAUCUGCCAGGGCCAGCUGGGUAACUGCUGGCUGCUGGCGGCCCUGUCCUGUCUGACCAUGCAUCCCAAACUCUUUGCCAAGGUGGUGCCGCCCAAACAAAGCCUGUCUGAGCCGUAUGCAGGGAUCUUCUAUUUUAAGUUCUGGCAGUAUGGUGAGUGGGUGGAGGUGGUUGUGGAUGACAGGCUGCCAGUACGCGAAGGCCGUCUGCUCUUCAGCUACUCUCACACCCGCAACGAGUACUGGAGCGCCCUGGUGGAGAAGGCCUACGCCAAGUUAAUUGGAUCCUACGGAAGCCUGAAGGGGGGUAACAUUUCAGAGGGGAUGGAGGAUUUCACAGGAGGCAUUGCGUACUCGUUGCCUGUCUCUUCCCGUACCCCCCGAGUCCUCUGGAGGUCUUUGACAGCUGCUCUGUCUCGAGGCAGCCUGCUCAGCUGCUUCAUCCAGGCCAGCAGCUACCGUGAUAUCGGUAAAGUGACCGGAAACGGGCUGAUAAAGGGUCAUGCUUAUGCCAUCACUGACACUGACAAGGUGACGAAAGCAUCAGAGGAGAUUUUGUUGCUGAGGCUGAGGAAUCCUUGGGGCUUUGUCGAAUAUCGUGGACCCUGGAGUGACAAGGGUAAAGAGUGGGACAGUGUGGACAAAAAGGAGAAGGAACGGAUUGAGCUGAAAAAAAGAGAAGAUGGAGAGUUCUGGAUCAGUGCUCAGGACUUCUGCAGCCUGUACAACAUUGUGGAGCUUUGCAGUGUGAAUCCCGACACCCUUGUGGAGGAAAACACACCUGCCUCUCCAACCUCUCCUGCCGCCCCGUCUACCUGGACCAUCAGUGAACAUGAAGGAGUCUGGGUACCAGGGAACUCCGCCGGUGGCAGCCGCAAAUACAAACAAUCAUUUUGGAAGAACCCCCAGUUUCAGUUGGUUCUCAAAGAGCAGGACCAGACAGGUGAGGAUGAUGAGGAUGAUGAGGAUGAUGAGGACGACAAGGACGAUGAGGAUGAAGAGGAGAUGACCCCAGAGGAGAAGAAGAGAGAAGAGAAACAGAAGAAGAAAGCCAAACAGUGCACAGUGCUGGUGGAGCUGCUGCAGAAAGACCGCAGGAAGAAGGAUAAACUCAACUUCCUCUACAUCGCUUUCCACAUCUACAGGGUUCCUCCUGAGCUCAAAGGUCUGUGUCUGGACCGCAGCUUCUUCAUGAAGAACCGCCCUGUGGGUCGCUCUGGGAAAUAUAAGGCUCAAAGGGGUGUGUGGAGAAAGGUGCAUCUGGACCCGGGUAACUAUGUCAUGGUGGCGUCCACCUAUCGACCCAACCAGCCUGGAGAUUUCUUUAUUCGCAUCUUCUCCAAGACUGGAAACACUUUGGGGACUCAGGACUUCACCUGCUCAUCUGGCUUCCUCACGGUUAUGGCAACUCCCGUGUCCCCGGAGGACCAAGUUAGAGUCGAGAAGACUUUUGAAGAGGUGGCCGGCCCAGAUUGCAAGGUGAAUGCCAAGGAGCUCAUGAAGCUGUUCAACUCAGCUCUUGACAAAGAUUACCAUCUGCCACUGGAGACAUGCAGACAGCUCAUCUUUGGAGAGGAUACUAACAGGCGCUCAAGACUUAGCCGUAAACAAACGGAAACCCUGCUGUCCAGUCUGCGCAAUCUGCAGUCCAUCUUUUCCAAGUUUGAUACUGACUCUUCUGGGACAAUGAGCCCCUUUGAACUCAGCACAGCACUGCAGGCUGUUGGAAUGCAGUGUGAUGGCAAGGUGGUUCGGCUGCUGUCUGAGCGGUUUGCAUCUGGAGAGCUUAUCAUGCCCUUCCAUGGCUUUGUGACAUGUGUCAUCAGGCUGCGCAAGCUUUUCGCUCUGUACGAAUCAGAAACCAGUCAAGAGGUGAAAGACAGAGGGAUCAAUGCUUGGCUGCUUCAGUUUCUGAUCUUGUGAAGAGGGACUCCACGUGGACUCAGCAGACCACCGUAUGCUGUCAUUUCUAAAACACACAUGCAGCAUACGUAUAUAUCCUGUAAACUGUUUUCAAUGAGAUGUCAGUUUAUACUCUGCUCUGCCAUCGUUUUAUUCUAUCUUUGUCUCAUACUUUUCGUAUACUACUGGUGUAGCCUUAAUGUGACGUGAGAGUAUGUAGCACAAUCAUUUAAACAUUAUAUAAUACUAUUAUAUUACUCCAUACACUAAUAAAAUUAACUUCAUAUUCCAUCCUUUGUGAGUUUAAAUUGUUCUUAUUCUUUUUGUCAUUUUAAAGCAUUAAUCUAAAGUCCACAUCAUCACUCAAAGUAAUAACGAUAUUCUCUAGCUUCUGUUUAAUAAUUGUCUGAUGAUAAAAGAAAAUUAGUUUGGGAUGAGAAAAUAAAAAUGUGUGUCUGAAAAUUAAACAGGAGCGGAAAUGGUACACAUUGCUGUAAUUG
Thunnus maccoyii (southern bluefin tuna) is the source of this 2939-nucleotide messenger RNA. RefSeq names its product calpain 12 (gene capn12). Gene Ontology annotation, biological process: negative regulation of apoptotic process; proteolysis. Gene Ontology annotation, cellular component: cytoplasm. The record is from RefSeq and is a predicted model, not a curated record. Gene Ontology annotation, molecular function: calcium-dependent cysteine-type endopeptidase activity; calcium ion binding. The coding region runs from base 301 to 2460 and encodes 719 amino acids. The transcript is spliced from 23 exons. NCBI's taxonomy places the organism in Eukaryota, Metazoa, Chordata, Actinopteri, Scombriformes, Scombridae.